AUGGCGGGAGACAAAGCAGCACCGUUCUUUGCGUGUUUAAAAAAGACCUCAACUUUUCAGUGGUCCACGACAUGCGAGGAAGCUUUUCGAGAGUUGAAGGAAUUAUUGGCUUCACCACCAAUAUUGGCAAAACCAACGCCUGGGAUCCCAUUAACACUAUACUUGGCGGUCACUAGUGCGGCGGUCAGUACAGUUUUGUUACAAGAGGAGAGUAAGCAGUAUAAGAUCGUCUAUUUUGUUAGCCACACCCUACAAGGGGCGGAAGUGUGUUACCAAAAAAUAGAGAAGGCGGCCCUUGCAAUACUUAAGACAGCCAGGCGACUUCGACCAUACUUUCAGACUUUCCAAAUAAAAGUGAAGACUGAUAUUCCGUUACGACAAGUUUUGCAAAAACCAGAUCUGUCAGGGCGACUUGUUAGUUGGUCGGUGGAGUUAUCAGAGUAUGACAAUUUUUAUAAGCCAAGAUGGCAAGUUACAAUUCAAAGCUUGAUUGAUUUUGUGGCGGAAUUGACGCCUACAGAGGGCGAGAGAAAAAACUCAGAGUGGGUUCUCUCCGUGGAUGGUUCUUCAAAUGAGCAGGGAAGUGGGGCCGGUGUAUCUACUGAGAGUCCCGACAACAUGUUAAUUGAGCAGUCGUUAAAAUUUGGGUUCAGGGCAAGCAACAAUCAGGCUGAGUAUGAGGCACUAAUAGCAGGGUUAAGACUUGCCAUCGAGUUGGGUGUGCAGAAGUUAUACAUAAAGGGUGACUCUCAGUUAGUGGUGAAGCAAGUUCGAGGCGAGUAUCAAGUGAAGGAUCCUCAGCUGUCUAAGUAUCUAGAAAUUGUGCAGAGACUCAUGCAGGCGAUCAGCCAAGUUAAGAUUGAGCACAUACCAAGAGGUCAGAAUGAGCGAGCAGAUGCAUUGGCCAAAUUGGCCAGCACGGGGCGAUUGGGAAAUUAUCAAACGGUAAUUCAAGAAGCAUUACCUCGCCCAAGUACAGAUAUUGCGGAGUUCAAAGUGGCGAAAGCCAUAGAGAGUGGCGAGCCAUCGUGGAUGGAUCCAAUCAUAGAAUUUUUAAAUCAGCAACCUCAAGAUGAAAGCAAAAAUACAAAGGAAAGAAGAAGGGAGGCUAGUUUCUACACUCUGAUCGGAGGACAAUUGUACCGGCGAGGAAUCAUGUCACAAAUGCUAAAAUGUGUAGACACUGAUAAGUCUCAAGAUAUAAUGGCUGAAGUUCAUGAAGGGGUCUGCUCAAGCCACAUUGGAGGGCGGUCGUUGGCCGUAAAAGUGCUUACACAAGGCACCCCCGGAACAGCUCACUACAAUGACCACCCCAUGGCCUUUCGUCAUGUGGGGGACGAACAUCUUGGGACCUUUUCCAACAACUAA
Molecule: messenger RNA, 1368 nt
Organism: Lotus japonicus
Lineage: Eukaryota; Viridiplantae; Streptophyta; Magnoliopsida; Fabales; Fabaceae
Exons: 1
Coding region: 1-1368 (455 amino acids)
Molecular function (GO): nucleic acid binding; RNA-DNA hybrid ribonuclease activity
Source: RefSeq, a predicted model, not a curated record